AUGGCCGACGUUGAAAAGAGCUUUUCUGAACCAAGGCCGCCGACGGAGCCUUAUCCCGCUGGCAAGAUCGAGAUAGACUACAUCGCGGAGAAGAAGCUUGUGCGGAAGCUUGACCUAUACAUAAUUCCAGUUGUGAUGCUAUUGUAUCUGCUCAGCUUCCUUGAUCGAGUCAACAUAGGCAACGCACGAUUAUACGGCCUAGAAGAAGACCUUAAUCUAACCAGCAACCAAUUCCAAAUCGCCGUCUCCAUCCUCUUCGUAACCUACAUCCUCUCCGAGCUCCCCUCGAACCUCGUUCUCAAGAAGCUCCGCCCCUCGCGCUGGAUCGCCUUCAUCACAACCGCAUGGGGCAUCGUCGCGACCCUGACCGGCGUGGUCCAGAGCUAUGGCGGCCUCAUCGCGUGCCGACUUCUCCUCGGCGCCGUCGAAGGCGGCCUCUUCCCCGGCAUGGCCGUCUAUCUGACAUUUUUCUACACGAAGCGUGAGCUCGCGCUGCGCAUUGGCUACCUCUUCGUGAGCGCCGCUCUAGCAGGCGCAUGUGGAGGCCUCCUAGCUUACGCGAUCGGCCACAUGGACGGUGUUGCGGGCCAGCGUGGCUGGCGCUGGAUCAUGAUUAUCGAGGGCCUACCGACCUUUGUGCUGGGGAUUGCGACAUGGUGGCUGCUGGCCGACAAUCCGGAGACAGCGUGGUACCUGACGCCCGCCGAAAAGGAGCUGAUGAUCUUGCGCCGGAGUCGCGAGGCGGGGCAGACGACCUCCGCACAGGAGUUCCACUGGAACGAUGUCCGGGCGGCCUUGAAGGACUGGAAAGUGUGGGCGUUCUGCUUCGCGCAGUUCGGAUCGGACACCAUGCUGUACGGCUUCAGCACCUUCCUGCCGACCAUCAUCCGCGGCAUCAAUAGAACCUACUCGAAUGCCAUCGUGCAGGUGCUGACCAUCCCGUGCUAUGCGGUUGGCGCCAUCACAUAUCUCAUCUUCGCCCGCUUCUCAGACAGGCAGCAGCGGCGCGGCUUGUACACCGUUCUUUUCGGGUGCGUAUCGAUCAUUGGCUACGCGCUGCUGAUGUCGGACACGCCGAGCGGGGUGCACUAUCUCGGGUGCUUCCUUGUGGCUCUGGGCCUAUACGUGUGCGUCGGCUUGCCGCUGGCGUGGCUGCCGAACAAUAAUCCGCGGUAUGGGAAGCGGACGACGGCGACCGGGCUGCAGCUCACUAUCGGUAACUGUAGCGGGAUUAUGUCGAGUUUUCUCUAUCCUUCAAGAGAAGGGCCACGCUAUCUCCGGGGCCACGCUGUUACGCUGGCGAUGGUCGCUUGGGCGGUUGUCGUGUACGGCUUCAUGUGGUGGUAUCUAGCACGUGAGAACAAGAAGCGUGCGAGAGGCGACUACGAUGACAAGAUCGCUGGCAUGAGCGACGAUGAGAUAGCGGAGCUGGGCGAUAGAAGUCCGAAGUAUGAGUAUACGAUAUAG
Messenger RNA from Coniosporium apollinis CBS 100218, 1467 nucleotides. RefSeq lists its product as uncharacterized. Gene Ontology annotation, biological process: transmembrane transport. NCBI's taxonomy places the organism in Eukaryota, Fungi, Ascomycota, Dothideomycetes. The transcript is spliced from 4 exons. The coding region runs from base 1 to 1467 and encodes 488 amino acids. Gene Ontology annotation, molecular function: transmembrane transporter activity. The record is from RefSeq and is a predicted model, not a curated record. Gene Ontology annotation, cellular component: membrane.